Molecule: messenger RNA, 2441 nt
Organism: Neurospora tetraspora
Lineage: Eukaryota; Fungi; Ascomycota; Sordariomycetes; Sordariales; Sordariaceae
Exons: 3
Coding region: 306-2441 (711 amino acids)
Molecular function (GO): catalytic activity
Source: RefSeq, a predicted model, not a curated record
GUCCUGUCAGGAAAAGCUCCGAGCGUAACUUUGAAGUCAUCUCGUUCAUCAUGACACCUGCCCCAUAGCCCCAAGUGACACGCCUUUCUUUGGACUUAUUCCCCUGCUACUCCCGGAGAUUAAGCUAGAAUAUCCACCUCAGUAGAGGAUACUACCCCUACAUCAUCUUCCUCAUCAUCACGUCGGCCGUAACUAUAUACCUACUGUUAUAUCCCACAUCAACAUCCGUUCUUCGUCUCUAAUAGCCCCAUAUCUCAUAUUACUACGACAGAAGGUGUGAACACAGAUCUACCUAACCUCCCGUGAUGACCAAAUCCAAGUUCCCAGACUACAUCUCGGACCGCGUCUUGGACCUCUGUACUUCCUCAGAGACGGUCUCGUCUCUCCUGGCGAAAGACCCUGGUCUUUCCCCCAGCGACGCCUGGAAAAAACUUUACGGCCAGCAUGCUCUAAAGAAGAGGCCUCUAGGGGACGAGGAGGAGAAGGAGGGACAGAGUACAAGCAGUGAGGAUGACAUUGGACAGGGCUCGAGUUGCAAGUCACCACCCACGCCACCUCAUUCGCCUCGUUCAGCCCAGGAACACCUUGAUCGGGCAGCGAAGUGUGGGAAGUGGGGAGGGAAGAGACCGAGUGAUCUUUUUUUGCAGAUAUAUCACGAUGCGCUUUGCACACUUGACGAUGAUCCCCUCAAGGGUAUGGUCAGUCCGCCGCUUUUGGGAACAUGCGGUACUGUUCCGUUGACGAUAAUCUCCGUCAUCCCCGACAUAGCCCGCCACAUGGCCAACCUGAUCUACCGCGCAAAACACGAAAUCUUUUUAGCAACCAACUACUGGCAAUCAAGCGUUGCCUCAACCUACCUAACAAACGCCAUAAAGGACCUCAACCGACGUCUUGCCUCCGAAUUCGAAGCAUCCUUCUCCUCGAGCUCUCCACCACAAAGGAAGAAAAUAGUCCUCAAAAUCCUCUACGACCGCGGCACCCCCAAACAGCUCCUCUCACACCACCAGAUCGUUUCGCCAGAUACUUACACCAACGCCUCCACCAUCGGUCUUCCUGGCCCGGACGAGAUCCCGUUCAUCGACAUGCAAGUGAUGAACUUCCACACGCCCAUCGUGGGCACGUUCCACGCCAAGUACAUGGUGGUGGACCGGCGCGUGGCGGUGUUGCAGAGCAAUAAUAUCCAGGACAACGAUAACCUGGAGAUGGCGACGCACUUGGAGGGACCCGUGGUGGAUUCGCUUUGGGAUAUGGCGAUGAUUAGUUGGCAUAAACACUUGGGGCCUGUGAUGCCGUGUGUUAAUACACCGGCUAGGGAGGCGUGGGAGGGUGGGAUGGAAGUGGAAAAGACGGGGGUGGGCAAGGUUGAGAGGAAAGUGGAAGUUAAGAUGCUUGUUCUAACCGAGGAACCACCUAAAACUGGGACUACGACGCAACCGACACUCAUCCCCAACGUUCCACAGCAUAUAAUCGAGGAUCCUCACUACGACACUUCUAUUGCCACCGAAGUCCUCCGCAUCCAAGCCUCCCUGGCAGAUAAACUCGACCCAGACAGCAACGUCGUCGAGACACAUCUCCAAGCCGUCACCCGUCUCCUCAACCACACUCGAAACCCGAACUUCACCGCCGACCCGCUCGCUCCUGAUCCAGUCAACAGCCCAGACGACAAAAUGACACCUUACCUGUUCCUCCCUCACCACCAAACUCUCUCCCAAGAACAAGGCCAAACCCCCGAACCCGUCCCAAUGGCCCUAGUCAACCGCGCCCCCUACGGACCGCCGAACCACUCCUCCGUCUCCAAUCCGCAAAACGCCGCCUGGCUCUCUGCCCUCCGCAACGCCACCCACUCCGUCUUCAUCCAGACCCCGACGCUGAACGCUGCUCCCUUGCUCCCCGCUAUACUAGAUGCCUGCAACCGCGGCGUCCAAGUUACUUGCUACGUAUGCCUGGGGUACAACGACGCAGGCGAACUGCUCCCUCACCAGAAUGGUCACAACGAGAAGAUUGCGCACCAUCUGUACUCAUCCCUGUCUCCUGAAGCUAGGCAGAAUCUACAUUACUACUGGUACGUAGGCAAAGACCAGACAAAGCCGCUGGUGCAGUCCAAAGGGUUGAGGAGCUGUCAUAUCAAGUUGAUGGUUGUGGAUGGGCGCGUGGGGAUCAUGGGAAAUGGGAACCAGGACACGCAAAGCUGGUUUCAUAGCCAGGAGAUCAAUGUGAUGAUUGAUAGCGAGGAGGUUUGUGGGACGUGGAUGGAGGGAAUUAGGAGGAAUCAGAAUACGGCGAUCUAUGGGGCGUUGGAUAAGGAGAAAGGGAUGUGGCUGGAUGCGGAGGGGAAGGAGGCCGAUGGGGUCAUUGGUGUUGAUCCCGGUGGGAGGAUGAAGAGGUGGGCUAAGGGGGCGGUGGGCGCGGUGAAGAGGGUUCAGGGGACUGGAGGGUUUUAA